UGAAGUUCAUAAUUUAAGUAAACAAUAAAAAUAAUAGUAAAAUAUUUUUAUAAUUAUGGAUCAAAAUAAAAUAACUCCGGUAGAUAAAUCACUAAGUUUAAAAAAUAUUAAUUUUAAAGUUAAAAUAGAAAUACAUCUAGGGGAUAAAAAUUCAAAUGUUCUAGAGAUAGAUGUGCCACCAAUAUCUACAAAAUUGGAUGAACCGCUUGUAAUUGAAAAUGAGGAUGGAAAGUUUAUGGAAUAUGUUGCCAAUACCAAUGUGAUUUUAAAAACAAAAUCACGUGUGAGAAUAGAAAAAAAAUCUGAUAAGAAUAAAGAUCCCCUUAGUAUUAAUGGUCAUAAAGAUAUAUCUGAAGAUGCAAGUAUUACUGUUGAAUUAUUUAAAGACGACGACAAAAUUGAAAAUAAUUGUAACACGAAUUGCAUUGAAGGAGAUUCAUACCGUCUUGAAGAAGAAAUUAAUAGUCAAUUAGAAAAUGAAAUUCUUGGUACUAGUGAGGACACAAAUUUUGAAGAAGAAUCAUAUAACGAUGAACAUGAAAUAGAUAGUCAAAUAGAAAAUGAUAUGCUAGAUACUAAUGAAAUCUCAAAUUGUGAAGAAGAAUAUAUUGAUGAUGAAGAGAUUAAUAAAUUAGAUGAUGAUAUACCAAUCGUUGAGAACAAUAAAAAUAAUUUAGAAUUACCACGUGAUGGUCAAGUAUUAAGCAUUCAACUAAUUAAUGAAAUACCAAAUGAAGAGGAAAACCAAAGUAGUGAUGAUGAAGGUUCUAUAACUAGUAGUUUUGCAAGAGAAAUUUUAAAAGAAGACAUCGAAAUAAAGACUGUAACACAUAUGGCAAAAGAAGUCCUUGGUAAACCUCCACCAGCUUUACGGAAAAAAGGGGUCUUACCAAGACAUUGCGUGAAAUGUUGUAAAACUUUCGCAAGACCAGCAAGAUAUCUAAAACAUUUGGAAGUUCAUAAAAAGAAUGAGAAAAAACUUUUUCAAUGUUUAGAAUGUUUUGAAACGUUCACAGGUGAACAAGAUCAUGAGCAUGAUAAUAUUAGACCUCUACCUAAUAGUGUACAAAGAAAAAGAGAAAGAAAAUUUGAGUGUACGAUUUGUAACAAGAGAUUUUCAACAAAAGUUAUUUUGAACAAUCAUUUAACCCUGCAUUCUAACGUAAAGAAUUUUUCAUGUAAUUACUGUCCCAAAACUUUUUAUACAAAUGGAAGUUUAACACGUCAUCUGCAUAAACAUACAGGAGUUAAAUGUCGAUUUUGUAAUGGGUUAUUCAGAGCUGGAAAUAUCCUGGAGACCCAUGAACGAACACACACUGGAGAAAAACCUUAUAUUUGUGAAUUAUGUGGAAAAACAUUUGCGUUAUCAUCCGGAUUAGAAUAUCAUAUACGAAGACAUAAUAAUGAUAAACGUUAUGAAUGUGAAACUUGUGGGAAAAAAUUUUAUACGAACUCUAAUCUUAGGAAGCAUAGUAAAACACAUAUUAUGUAAUACGGAAUAAGUUAAUAUAAAUUUUCGUUGUAUGUUUUUUAAAUAGCAUCAAAUAUUAUCUAUGUAUAUAUUUUAUAAAUUAAUAUCAAAGUAAAAAACGAAAUAGGUAUGAAAACUCAAAGGAAAGAAACAUAUGUGUAUAUGGAACGUUUCAAAGAGAUUUUCUGAAAAAGACCACAGAUAAAUUUGAGGAUGUUCAUUAAAGAAAAUGGUUAAAUUUUUCAAUAUGCUAUCCCAUAAUUGAAAAAAAUUGAUAUGUAACACAUUCAUACAUACAUAUGGAUACUAUGUAUCAGACCAUCAUGUACAGAUGUUAUGUAUUCAUUUAACCAUCGUCAUGGAGUAAGUUCUGCACACAGUUUUUUAAUAAAUUUAUUUUUAGAAUAAUUAUUAUGACAAAGUGUUUGUACGCAAAAAAGAAAAAAGAAUUGUAAAUAAAUAGUUUUAAAAAUCAAAUAAUUUUUAUUAAUAUAAGAUAUGUUUGCCGUAAGAAAGUUAUUGUAUAAAAAUUUUAAAUUGUUUGUUUUCAUUUCUUCAUACAUUAAUUUUAUUGUGUAAGGAUUUUGUAAAAUUACAACUUGUUAAAGUAUAAAUCAAUGUAAUAUGUAAGCAAUUUAUUUAAAAAUUAAAGAUUAGGUACCUACUGCCUUUAUUAUAUUUUAGAAACUUAAAAUCAAUAAGAAAUGUUGCGAAGAAAAACAUUAAGAAUGAUUAAUAUUAAAUAAUUAUUAAGUACAUUUAAAAAUUUUAUCAUAAAUUUUCAAUUGCAUUUGAAUGUUCCUACUUCAAUAAAUGACAAAAUAAUAUAGUUUAAAAAUCUUGGCGAAAUUAAAUGAAAAUUAGGAUCACAAUUUAUAAAAAAAAAAACGUGUUCAUUAAGAACUGAAAGAGAAUUAAAAAUUGUUGAAGGACUUGAUCUUCGAGAAUAGUGAUCUGCAAUUUUCUACAUAAAACAAAGGUUUCUACAGGAACUGAAAGACUUUAGUGCUAAAAAUUUAGAAGUAAUACAACAUUACUACAAAUCUAAUUCUUGUUGUAUGUUUUACCAUUUUCAUUUCGACUAAUAAUUUUGUUUUUCCAAUCCAUUUUUAUUUUGUAAUCAAAUUGUAAUGGUUAAAAUACUAAAUUGAAUUGCAACUGAUAAUAUUCUAUUAGAGGGCAGCUUAAGUUUGGAUUAAGCAUUUGGAUUGUUGCAAGAGUACUUACGUUAUUUUGACAAUUUUUAGAACACACAAAUUUUAAAAGCUAAAAUAAAACUCAUUUACUUAGUUCUAUUUGUUUUUAUCGAUUUUUUUUUUAAAUUUAUUUCCUUUUUCAUUUUUUUUGCAUUUAAUAUAAAA
Messenger RNA from Condylostylus longicornis, 2832 nucleotides. RefSeq names its product zinc finger and SCAN domain-containing protein 2-like. Gene Ontology annotation, molecular function: RNA polymerase II cis-regulatory region sequence-specific DNA binding; DNA-binding transcription factor activity, RNA polymerase II-specific. Gene Ontology annotation, biological process: regulation of transcription by RNA polymerase II. The transcript has 3 exons. NCBI's taxonomy places the organism in Eukaryota, Metazoa, Arthropoda, Insecta, Diptera, Dolichopodidae. The coding region runs from base 56 to 1492 and encodes 478 amino acids. The record is from RefSeq and is a predicted model, not a curated record.